AUGGCGAAAGACCCACGAAUCGCGAUCAUUGGAGCAGGCGUCGGUGGCCUGGUCACCGCUCUACACCUUCAUGCUCAUGGGUUCAAGAACAUCGACCUGUUUGAAGCYGCUGGUCAAUUAACCUCACUCGGAGUGGGCAUCAAUGUCCAGCCUCAUGCCAUCCUUGUCCUGCGAAAUCUGGGACUCCUCCCUAGAUUGGAGGCUAUUGGCAUCCAAACUCAGGAGCUUAACUACUACGACAGGCAUGGCAACUCGAUCAUCAGUGAGCCCAGGGGCAAGUUUGCUGGAUACAAGGUCCCGCAGUUUUCUGUCCAUCGAGGGGAACUCCAAUUGAUGCUUUUGGAUGCCGUUAAGGAACGUCUAGGAGAGGAUCGCAUUCAUCUCAACCACGCGCUGGAAACAUUCGAGCAUCUAGAGGGCGAGCAAGUGAAGCUUCGCUUCCACCAGAAACAUUCUGGCGAAAAGGCAGCCAUUCCAGAAAUGGUGUCAGAUUUGUGCGUCGCCGCUGAUGGCAUCAAUUCCACAGUCCGACGGAUUCUCUAUCCCAAAGAAGGCCCACCGAACUUCUCUGGCCGCAUGCUAUGGCGAGGCUGUGUCGAGCGCGAGCCUUUCUUGACCGGUAGUUCAAUGGUCUGGUCCGGACAUGCGGAUCAGAAGUUCAUCGCUUACCCGAUUCGAAACUACGGCGGUGAAGCUGGAUCGAAGUCGCUCGUCAACUGGAUCGCCGAGCUUAGAGUCAGAGAUGAGAUCGAUCCUGAUACUACACCUCCUGAGAAGACAGACUGGCUGAAUGAUGUUCCGAAGGAAAGAUUUGCAGGCCAAUUCGAAAGCUGGACCUUUGGAUUUCUCGACGUACCUCAACUCAUCGCGGAAACAGAAAAGGUCUUUGAAUACCCAAUGUGUGAUCGCAAUCCAGCUGAAAGAUGGAGCUUUGCAUCGCUGACAUUGCUCGGAGACGCCGCUCAUCCAAUGUAUCCAAUUGGUAGCAACGGUGCAUCGCAAGCCAUCUUGGACGCUGCCUGUCUGACCAAUUGUCUGCUUCGGUGGCAAUCUGGUGAUAUCGCGAACAUCACCGGUGCUUUACAGGCCUAUCAGGACGAAAGACUUCCAAUCACGGCCAAGAUUGUCAUGGCGAAUCGAGGUAAUGGACCAGACCACGUCUUGCAAGUUGCUCAUGAGCGAGCUCCGAAUGGCUUCAAGCACAUCAACGACAUCAUUUCCCAGAAAGAGCUCGAGGAUAUCGGCCUGGCGUACAAGGCCGUUGCCGGAUUUGAAGUGGAGCGAGUCAACGAUCUUGCCUCGAAGUCCGAAGGAACCGCAGAAAGACUUGGUCUUGUGGACUCGAAGGCGAUCGCAAAUGGGAAGCACUAA
Messenger RNA from Ramularia collo-cygni, 1371 nucleotides. RefSeq lists its product as uncharacterized. The coding region runs from base 1 to 1371 and encodes 456 amino acids. Gene Ontology annotation, molecular function: FAD binding; monooxygenase activity. NCBI's taxonomy places the organism in Eukaryota, Fungi, Ascomycota, Dothideomycetes, Mycosphaerellales, Mycosphaerellaceae. The transcript has 3 exons. The record is from RefSeq and is a predicted model, not a curated record.